CCGCAGCGCCUGAGUUCCGCGAACCCUGGAAGCGCAUCCGGCCUGCCCCUGCCAGGAGGUGUAAGUUGUGGGGGCCGGGUGGGAGAGAUCUCUCUGAUAGUGCGUUGUCCCCGCAACGGAUCUGAACCUAACGCGAUCUCGAAAGCCCAGGACUCUGCUCACCUGCGUCAUGGCAGUCCCAGGUUGCAACAAGGACAAUGUCCGAGCAGGCUGCAAAAAGUGUGGCUACCCUGGUCAUCUGACCUUUGAGUGCCGCAAUUUUCUCCGGGUCGACCCCAAAAGGGACAUCGUGUUGGAUGUCAGCAGCACAAGUAGUGAGGACAGCGAUGAAGAAAACGAGGAGCUGAAUAAACUGCAAGCUCUGCAGGAGAAAAGAAUAAAUGAAGAAGAGGAGAAGAAAAAAGAAAAAAGCAAAGAGAAAAUUAAAUUGAAGAAAAAGAGGAAAAGGUCUUAUUCCAGCUCCACUGAAGAGGACUCUUCAAAACAAAAGAAACAGAAAUAUCAGAAAAAAGAAAAGAAAAAAGAAAAAAAGAACAAAUCAAAAAAAGGGAAACAUCACAAAAAGGAAAAAAAGAAGAGAAAAAAGGAAAAACGUUCUUCCCCUAACCGUUCUGAAUUCACCAAAAAGUAACCGAAUCUUUGGCCUAACUCAGGAAAUUGAAGAAUUCAAUAUUUUUCAUUAUUGUACCUUCCUUGGAAUUGCUAUGUAAUUACGCUUUGCAGAAAAUCCCAGCCUCUUCCAUAAAGACAUUUUUCACAUGUUGGGACCCUUAUCUCUCUGCCCAUCUGUAUUAAAUCCAUCUUAUUACUUGACAGCCAUGCCUCAAGUAUAGAUAUUUGUACAUGCGAAGCACAUCCUUUUGGGUAUGUGUGUUUCUGGGUGUUGGACCUAAGUUAAUGAUCACAUGGCUUUACUGAAGUCCAACCAAGUCGUCUCCAUAGCAGCUACUGAGUGGUGUCCGCCUUCCAGUGAUGUAGCUAGGUUGGUGGUAGUGAUUUGCUCUUGAUACAGAGGAUUUUAAUAGCUUUAUCUACUGUGUAAUGUAUAAAGAUAGUGAAGUUCUUCACUGUUGUUUUUAAAUCUCUAGGCUUUUUAAAUAGUAUCAUUGAAGAGAAAACUGCUUUACCGAUCUCAAAUUUUUAAAUGAAUGGGAUCUAUAGGAAGAUAAUAAUGAAAGUAUUUAUAACAAGUGUCAUUGUUUUAUGAAAUGCAUGUUUCUAGCACUUGCCUCCCAUGUUUUUAUAACAAUUAAAAUAUCCCCUUUUUAAAGAGAAUCACUUAGCUUACUAGAAAGUCUGGCAGGGAGAUUCUGUGCUGGUCAGGAUUAUUAGGUAGAUCCUGGGUUUAUAUACACAUGUGCCAUAUUGGCAUGGCUUACGGUGAUACCUCAAACACCUUUUUUUGUGUGGAAACAGCAAAACCCUCAUUAAAACUGAUUUUUAUUAUAUCUAGUGUAUA
Peromyscus eremicus (cactus mouse) is the source of this 1459-nucleotide messenger RNA. It is a transcript of the gene Srek1ip1, whose product is annotated as SREK1 interacting protein 1. The record is from RefSeq and is a predicted model, not a curated record. The transcript is spliced from 5 exons. Lineage: Eukaryota; Metazoa; Chordata; Mammalia; Rodentia; Cricetidae. Bases 170 to 631 code for a protein of 153 amino acids. Gene Ontology annotation, molecular function: zinc ion binding; nucleic acid binding.